CGAGCUGGAUGAGUCAAACUUGCGUCAGACUUCGUCGUGACUUACCAUAGUAAUUUCUAUGUCCUACGGGGGGCUGAUUUAUCCCACAACAGAGACACAACCACGUGGGAACCGGAGGUGCGGUCGGGUGCUUUUUUUUUUUUAAAACACAUUUAUUUCAGCUGAGCUGCAAAAACCUCGUUGAAGCGCCGAAGCGAGACAAACGAUCGCCAUAAAUCAGCACCUGCACAGGUUAACGUGACUGUAGCGGCUAAACUUGUGGCAGGCGUGGAGCUCCUGCGUCAGACUUUACGCACUAUGCGCCCUGGAAGCUCCGUGAUUUCUCAUCUCUUUGCGCGCAGAGAUGUUGCAUACGGAGCCAGUGCCUGAAUGAAGACAGCGUUUACUCACGUUGGAUUAACACUUUUACGCUGUUAAAACCCGCUGUGUCAUCUGAUUAAGAUUUAAGAAAAGCCACCUUGCUGUUUUCCACCAAUCAGGCUCUCCUCCCUUUCCUUUGAUCACCUUCUCCUCUGAAGGAGCUCCCAUCUCGCCGCCAUGCCAAAGAACACCAAGGUGACCCAGCGGGAGCACAGCAAUGAGCCGGUCACUGAGUCUGUGGCCGACCUGCUGUCCCUGGAGCACCCCAUGGACUAUAAGAGCAGCCAGAUGAGUAUGGGUCUGAGUCCAGGCUCCACGGCUCCAGGAAAGGCCCUGCUGCCUUCCCCCGACCCGGAUGCCGAGGACGGCCGGCCGGCGUGGAACAACAAGCUGGAGUACAUCCUGGCCCAGGUGGGCUUCUCCGUUGGUCUGGGAAACGUCUGGAGGUUUCCUUACCUGUGCCAGAAAAAUGGAGGAGGUGCCUACCUGGUGCCUUACUUCAUCCUCCUCCUCCUCAUCGGCAUCCCCCUGUUCUUCCUGGAGCUGGCGGUGGGUCAGAGGAUCAGACGUGGAAGCAUCGGGGUGUGGAACUACGUCUACCCUCGGCUGGGGGGCAUCGGGGUUUCCAGCCUCAUGGUUUGCGGUUUCGUGGGCCUCUACUAUAAUGUGAUUAUCGGCUGGAGCAUCUUCUAUUUCUUCCAGUCUUUUCAGUAUCCACUGCCUUGGGCUGAGUGCCCCAUCGAGAGGAAUGGAACCCAAGCCAUCGUGGUGCCAGAGUGUGAGAAGAGUUCAGCCACCACUUAUUUCUGGUACCGUCAGACUCUGAACAUCACCAGCACCAUCGACGACACCGGCGGUCUCAACUGGAAGAUGACUCUGUCCCUGCUGGUUGCUUGGAUCUUGGUCUGCCUGGCCGUCAUCAAGGGCAUCCAGUCCUCUGGGAAGGUGAUGUACUUCAGCUCCCUGUUCCCGUAUGUGGUGCUUCUCUGCUUCCUGGUCCGAGGUUUGCUGCUGAAGGGAGCCGUGGACGGCAUCGCUCACAUGUUCACCCCCAAGCUGGAGAAGAUGUUGGAGCCGCAGGUGUGGAGAGAAGCGGCCACACAGGUUUUCUUUGCUCUGGGUCUCGGCUUUGGAGGCGUCAUCGCUUUCUCCAGCUACAACAAGAGAGACAACAACUGCCACUUCGAUGCAGCGCUGGUCUCCAUCAUCAACUUUGUGACGUCCAUCUUGGCCACUUUAGUGGUGUUUGCCGUCCUAGGGUUCAAAGCGAAUGUCAUGAACGAGAAGUGUGUCGUCGAGAAUGCAGAGAAGAUCCUGGGUUACCUGAACACAGGUGUGCUGAGCAGAGAGCUCAUCCCUCCUCACAUCAACUUCUCCCACCUGUCGGCCCAGGACUAUGCAGAAAUGUACGGAGUCAUUAAAACGGUGAAGGAGGACAACUUUGGCCAGCUGGGCCUCGAUGCUUGUGUCCUGGAGGACGAACUCAACAAGGCGGUUCAGGGCACCGGCCUGGCCUUCAUCGCCUUCACUGAGGCCAUGACCCAUUUCCCUGCCAGUCCCUUCUGGUCCGUCAUGUUCUUCUUCAUGCUGAUCAACCUGGGCCUCGGUAGCAUGAUCGGCACCAUGACCGGCAUCACCACCCCCAUACUGGACGCGUUCAAGAUCCGUAAAGAGAUCCUGUGUGUGGUUUGCUGCAUCAUCGCCUUCCUGUUAGGCCUACUGUUUGUGCAGCGUUCAGGGAACUACUUUGUCACCAUGUUUGAUGACUACUCUGCUGGUUUGCCUCUCACUGUGGUGGUGAUCCUGGAGAACGUCUCUGUAGCCUGGAUCUACGGCACAAAGAGGUUCAUGCAGGACCUGGAGGACAUGCUUGGUUUCAGGCCGUAUUCCUUCUAUUACUACAUGUGGAGAUACGUGUCCCCUGCUGUCUUGGUGGUGCUGAUUGUGGCUACCGUGAUCGAGAUGGCCGUCAGUCCUGCAGGAUACAACGCCUGGGUGGAGUCUGAGGGCUCAGAGCGUUUCCACAGCUACCCUCCCUGGGCUUUAGCUAUGGCCUACGCCCUCAUCGUGGUCGCCAUGGUGCCUCUGCCCCUCGUCUUCAUCGUCCGCCACUUCAACCUGAUCUCCGACGGCUCCAACAAGCUGUCCGUCUCCUACCGCAAGGGCAUGAUGAAGGACAUGUCCAACCUGGAGGAGCAGGACGAGCAGCGCUUCAUCCUCAGCAAGAACCCCAGCGAGGCUCCCUCCCCCAUGCCGGCCCACCGCGCCUACCUGGGCCCCGGCGGCACCCAGGAGAUGACCAACACCAACUACGGCACCAGCACCAAGACGGGCUACCAGAACAUCGGCUCGCCCGAGUCCGAGCUAUGAUCCACUGAGCUCAUCGAUCUUCCCGUCCGUUAAGCCCUGCUUGAAGAGAGGGAGAGGGAGGAAGUCAAGAGGGAGAGAGAGAAUUCACUUGCAGCAUUCAUCACACCUUAACCCCCAGAGCUAAAUCCCUCAAUUCCCCUCUUUCCUGCUCCAUCGCUCCUCACCUGUGGUUGUUCCCUUCUCGCCUGUCGCUGGAGCCGUGCUGCUAAUGGCAUGUCAGUCCCAGCUGGGAUGAAGGGAUCAUGGGAAUGUGAGUCCCAACUAACAUGACGGCCUGUUUUUUUCCAUCUGUGGAGGCAUUAGAGGGAGGGACGGACAGGAACAAAGAAGCGAAUGAAGUGUAGAGAAGUCUUCUGUGGGCUUAGAUACGGGUUUUGUUUGGUAAUGAGCUCUGGUUGAGUUUGAUGUGGGUGCAAUGCUGAAACGCUUUACAUUGUACUAAUUUGUGCUUCUUCCGAUUCAUUUGGAGAGGAUUGUUAUUGGUGGUUGACGGGAUGGAAGGAGACUCACUCGUUGUCCUGAUCUACAUCACGGUAUGAGAACAUUUCUCAUCUAGAAAACAAAACAAUUACAAACACAACCAUAAAAGUGUCAUAAGUGGUAGUAUAAACAGUGUUACAAGCACAUUCUAAUGAGCUUAUUGUGCCUAUCAUGCAUCAGCAAUAAUAACCAGUCACAGUAGGAUCCUCAUGAAGCUGUGGAUCUCCUUCUAUCUCUAUGCUCCCACUGAUGUAGAAUACUGUACAUAUGUGUUGUGCUAUAGAUGUCACCGUAAAAUCGCGCAUAUACACUGCAAUACUGCGAAACAACAGGAGGCAGCUUCUUGCCUCUUUCAUUCCACAGAAGCACAGACGUCUGCUAUCGUUGAGAGCAUCUCUGAGCCUUAACACAGAGCAGCACUUUUUCUUUUAAACAGCCCUUCAGUUGUUGCCAGCAGCACUGCACACAUCCCUGUUCCAGUCGCGGCUGGCUCAGACAAAGCUUUUCCAUUUUAAUCAAUCAUUUUAAUCAACCGUUUCCAUUUUAAUGAAUGCCUUAGAAGGGCAGCGGGAGCAAGCAGAGCGGCUCGUGCUUGCAAGUUUUCCGCGCGCAGAUGUGCAAAUGUGUCAAUGUGUUGUCCGAAACCAGAGCUCCCGGUGACCCUGCCGGUUUAAAAAUAGAGCCGCGUUACCCAGGGGAAGCCGUGGCAACGCAGCAUAGAUACAAAUCCCUUCUGAUGUGAAGGAGGGAGAGGAGAGAAGACACCUCGCUUUGUCUGCUCCACCUGCUCAGCUGUUUGUUCAGCCAGACGGAGACAUUUCAGGCCCGACGUGGAUGUCUCUCUCUGACUGAAUGAGAGGUUCACUGCCGUACCGUGCAGGAUUAAUCAUGCCUCAUCCCUGAGAGGAUGACAUUUAGGUUUUACUGUUGUACAUUCCUCAAAUUGUGACCACUAUGUAGAAUUCCAUGAGCACUACAAGCUACACUUGGAUGUCUUUUUCGUGAACCGAGGUGUGAAACAGAAGCCUUUUUCUUUUUCUUUUUCUUAAAAUGUAUAAUCUCGUAUGACAGUGUGUGUUUAGGGGUAUCAUGUGGAAACGUACCGUGAUAUAAUUGUGUGGAAUAAGUGGUAAUAUUUGGUUUUCACCACUGGGGGUCUCUGCUGGCCAGCGGAGGAGCCGGUGAUUCAGGCCCCUCCCUGAGAGGAGACCAGUACUUCAGACUGAACAGAUGUGAUGUGAAGCAGUCAGUCACAUUGUUUCGUGCCUGAACAGCAUCUGUGUUGUUGGUUUGCCUUAUGCUUUUGUCAUAUUUUUAUGUUGUUGUCGUCGUUGUUGAUUAUUUAGUGAGUUUAUUACGUAGAGUUUGGACCAAUGUUUCAUCUCGUCCACUUGAGCACUUUAAUUAGGUAGAGACCCUGGAGUAGGUUGUUAAGAAUAAGCUUGAAAAAUUAUAUAUAUUUAUGUAUACAACAAGGGGGCAGCUAGGCAUCUAUAUGAUAGAAAAUAUGAAUGACCAUGAAAGUUACAAGACUCAAAUGAAUCACAAGCCAAGAAUUUCAAGGUUCUUAUUUUAUGUUCUUCCAGAAGAUAUAUGAUCACAUUAACGAUAACAAAGUUAGCGUUUUAAAAGGUCAUCUACUGGCAUGUUAUGAAGUUAAAUUCUGCCCCAAUGCAGCACUGAAUCUAAAUGUACCACUUCCUCUGGUAGGUUUUACUAAUUCAUGUCCUGUUUUUCCGUAAUGUAAGUGCAGAGCCUUCCCUAUGUUGUGGUCGUUCUGUAUGGUGUGGUCAUAUAGCCUCUAAGACACUGAAGCUCAUUUCAGGCUACAAUAAGUCGUCACAUCACUACAGUGACUGUGCUAAAUUGCUUAGUAAAUAUAUUCCAGCGCUCGAUUUAAGGCCGAGAGGUCCGGUCGCCCAAAUGACAUUUUUGGGCCACCAACAUACGUCAAUUUAGACAUUUUAGGAGGCAAAAUCAACUUUUAGUGCCAAAAAAUUAAUCCCAGUUUUUUGUUUUUUGUUUUUUUGGGGGGGGGAAUCCAGUUCCUCCUCCACGUCAACUUGUUAGCUGGAGCCGCCGAGCUAAUCACUGAUCGCUGGGCAAAGUGUGCCUUAAAACCCCCCCACGGCC
This is a messenger RNA of Acanthochromis polyacanthus (spiny chromis), 5343 nucleotides long. It is a transcript of the gene slc6a17, whose product is annotated as solute carrier family 6 member 17. The transcript has 12 exons. Lineage: Eukaryota; Metazoa; Chordata; Actinopteri; Pomacentridae. The record is from RefSeq and is a predicted model, not a curated record. Gene Ontology annotation, biological process: sodium ion transmembrane transport; alanine transport; L-leucine transport. Bases 538 to 2730 code for a protein of 730 amino acids. Gene Ontology annotation, cellular component: synaptic vesicle; plasma membrane.